Molecule: messenger RNA, 1174 nt
Organism: Nicrophorus vespilloides
Lineage: Eukaryota; Metazoa; Arthropoda; Insecta; Coleoptera; Silphidae
Gene: mRpS31
Product: 28S ribosomal protein S31, mitochondrial
Exons: 5
Coding region: 83-1153 (356 amino acids)
Cellular component (GO): mitochondrial small ribosomal subunit
Molecular function (GO): structural constituent of ribosome
Source: RefSeq, a predicted model, not a curated record
UGUACCAACCCAAAAAAAAAAUAUUUGUGUCAACUUGUUUCAUAACCUAAUUUAAUGAUAGGUUAAAAUUAAGAUAUUUACCAUGGCCAAUAUUCAAUUCGUCGUUAGGUCAUUAAGCAACGCCAAAAAAUCUUUGAAACCUAAUUACUGUAUGCUUCAGCGAUUGUAUUGCUCUAAAUCAGAUAAACCUGAAGAUGAAGAAGCUCAGAAAAACAAAACCAAUGAUGAAGCAAUAAAAAAAUUGAAUUCUCUAUUGAGACAAAUGGUUGAAAGUGAUACUAAGGUGAAAUUGGAUUUAGCAAAGCCUGGAAACAAGAAGGCAUUGAGACAAGAGGCUGGAACAAAAUCUAUUAAAAAUGAACCUGUUGAGAAGACAAUUGUGAAGGCAGUGAAAAAUGUUGCUGAAUCCAUGGGUGGAAAUGUUAAGCAAACUGAAUCAGAGUUGCUAUCAAAAUUGUUAAAUCCAGUGAAAGAAGACUUGGAGAAGCCUGCAGCUAGUUUAAGUGACAUUGUUAAGGGGAUGAAAAUCGAUAGGGAGACUAAAUCUCCCGUCUCUGUCUCGAGAGCGGAUCAAGUUAAGCAAUUGCUCGAUAAAACCAGGCAUCAGUCUAACGGACCAAGGGGCGCACCCAGGCAACGUCGUCCGGUCAAACAUGAAGUUGCGGUGCACAGCGAACCCAUAGAUUUAUUCGGCGAAGAACCUUUGGGCAUCUUCACGUCUCCACUGGAAACGUACCAGGAAAAAGAAAAUAGCAUGUGGACGACUUUGGAAGAUCGCGAAUUGAGGUUGGCCGUAACCCAGCCGCCCUCCAACUAUUUCCAAGAAAUGAUCCUGUGGACGGAGCAGGGCAAACUUUGGAAAUUCCCUAUUGAUAAUGAGCAGGGCAUGGAGGAGGAGAAUAACGUGUAUUUCGCAGAUCACGUAUUCAUGGAGAGGCAUUUGGAACCGUGGUGCCCUCAUAAAGGACCGGUCAGGCAUUUCAUGGAAUUGGUUUGCGUGGGUCUGUCGAAGAAUCCUUACAUGACCGUAAAGGAGAAAACAGACCACAUCGAAUGGUACAAGAAUUACUUUGAAGAUAAAAUGAAGCUGCUGAAGGAAAUUGGCGCCGUUGCUUCGGACACCAAAAUUCCGCAGAAGCAGAUCGAUGCGUAGUUGAAAAAUUACUUUAAAUAA